Molecule: messenger RNA, 2352 nt
Organism: Guyanagaster necrorhizus
Lineage: Eukaryota; Fungi; Basidiomycota; Agaricomycetes; Agaricales; Physalacriaceae
Product: WD40 repeat-like protein
Exons: 9
Coding region: 1-2352 (783 amino acids)
Molecular function (GO): protein binding
Source: RefSeq, a predicted model, not a curated record
AUGUUGGGUCCUUUGCAAGGUCUCCAGCCUAAUAACCAGCAGCAGAGCCAGCAGCAGCAGUCUGUCCAACAACAGCAGCAACAGCAAGGGCCUCAGAAUUCCAUUCCGCCGCCGCCUCCCCAGAAUGGCCAGGAUUAUACGCUUUCAAGUGUGCUGCACUUUUUGCAGACAGAAUGGAGGAGAUAUGAACGUGACCGUAAUGAAUGGGAGAUUGAACGAGCAGAAAUGCGGGCAAGAAUUGCUCUGCUAGAGGGCGAACGACGUUCCUUCGAUAAUGUGAAGCUCGACCUUAUGCGUCGUAUCAGAAUGCUCGAAUAUGCCUUGCGACUGGAACGCUCCAAACAGCUCUCCAGUUCUUCCUCUCAAUCCGUACCCUCAUCGAAACUAGCUAUUCUUCAGAGCCAGACAAUCUCGUCUUCCCAAAAAGAGGACGCCCAAAGCCACAAGGAGGAAAGCAGCGGUAGUUCACCAAGGAGUGACGACUCUCCGUUGCCAGAUACUCGCCUUCCCAACGGUGCACCGUCAGUCGGCACUUCCGGAAGGCCAGUGUCAUGGGGUGGUUCAAAUUGGGCCAAUGGACCCUCAGCUGGAACCUCAACCGCUGGCCUUGGAAAGCCACCGCCUGGACGUGAUCCUAAGAGCAGAGCGCGCAGUAGAGAAUAUUUGAAGCAAUGUCUUCAGGAAAUUUCGUACCUAACAUCACCUCAGGCAAUGAACCCACUUCCCAACCGGCCUCUACUGAACAAUCCAACCAUGCCACUUUCCUUACCGAACGUUCCUUCUUUUGAUCAGAUUCCAUACAACGGGCGGCCACGAAAAAUACUCCCCUCAGAAGGCGGUAAUCUUCUGAACGGCAUCAAUCUCAUGUCCGGUCCUUCCUCUGCACCAGCAACCUCAGGGCCACAGAUACCCCCUCUCGAACGUAAUAACCCUGUUGGGACUGGAAUACUCCCACAGCAUAUUUCGCCUCCCUCUUCUGUGCCCCAGCCUUCACCGCAGGCUGCCGGUCCCUCACUACCUCCAACCUCCCUUCUCCCAACACGAAAUGAAAGCGACCAGGAAGUGGAGUCCGAGCCCCGACAGCUCACUGCCAUAUUCCGGCCAGAUGACGCUGGGGAGUGGAAGGAGAAACUUCGGCUUUCACAUGAAGCCUCUGAACAAGCUAGACUUUCCAGAGAGGGCCAAAAUGGCAAUGGAAAUCUAUGGGAUCGAAGAAACCUGGAAGAAGAAGAAUUGAAGGAGGAGGACGGCGACGUUGAGGAUGAAGAGUCAACAGAGGUCGGCGAAGGCGAAGGAAACAAGACCUGGAAGGUGAAACGAACACUGAGAAAUCACCUGGAUGCGGUACGAGCUCUUGCAUUCCAUCCCGCGGAAUUGUGUCUAGCCACCGGAGGCGACGACUGCACGGUAAAGAUAUGGCGAAUGGAUGUCGCUGGGCUAGCAUCAUCUGCUGCGCGGCCAACUACGGAGGUCGAGCCUCAGCUUACCCUUCGUGGACAUUCUGCAGCGAUCACACGCCUAAUACAUUCACCAUCAAAACGUCUACUAUAUUCAGCGUCAUUGGAUUCAUCAAUACGUGUGUGGGCGCUACCUCCGGCGUCGCACACGACAUACGCUCCAUACGAUGAGACGCGCUCCAGAGGCGAGUUAAUUGGACAUACGGACGCAGUAUGGGAUCUAGCACUCGUUCGGGACGAAACAACUCUCAUAAGCUGUGGUGCCGAAGGUGUCGUAAAAGUGUGGGAUGUUAGCAGGCAGACUGGUGGUGGUCGCCUGAAGCUGACCUGGGGCUGGUCUGGCUUAGAGACCACAAGUAGCGAUGGGCUUCAAGAUGACGCUGAGUUCGGGGCCACGGCAGUCGAGGCACUGAAGUCCGACCUGAAAAAGGUCGCUGUUGCUUAUCAAAACGCGGUUGUUAAGAUCUUUGAAAUCGAAACAGGGAAGGAAGUGUCCCGACUACAGAGUGACAGCACAUAUGAUGGGACUGUUUCGACACAGAUCAAUCGGAUAGCCUCACAUCCAACCCUGUCACUACUGGUCACAGCCCACGAAGACAAGUAUUUCAGGAUCUUCGACAUCACCACAGGUCAAUGCACACACUCUAUGCUUGCCCACUUGGACUCUGUGACAUCCCUAGCCAUCGAUCCCGCAGGCUUUUCGCUCGUUUCCGGUAGUCAUGACUGUUCUAUUCGAUUCUGGGAUUUAUUGGGAUCCCGAGCAUGUGUUCAGGAGAUAACAGCACAUCGGGAAAAGGCUCGCGAGGGUGUCCUCGAUGUCGAAUUCCAUCCAUCUCUUCCUUUCAUGGCGAGUGCUGGUGCAGAUGGGGUAAUAAAACUAUACGCAUCGUCGUAA